This is a messenger RNA of Hydra vulgaris (swiftwater hydra), 1518 nucleotides long. RefSeq names its product endosomal/lysosomal proton channel TMEM175. Lineage: Eukaryota; Metazoa; Cnidaria; Hydrozoa; Anthoathecata; Hydridae. The record is from RefSeq and is a predicted model, not a curated record. Gene Ontology annotation, molecular function: proton channel activity; potassium channel activity.
AUGAAGAACGAAAUACAGAACGUCGAAUCGCAUAAAAAAGAAGUAGAUUUAAAACACUUAGACGAGCAUUACGAAAGUUACAUAAACGAGGUUCUUCCUGAUAAUUUUCACCGCGGCGAUGUUGUAUCGUCUAACCGUAUGCUUGGUUAUUGUGAUGCUGUCAUGGCAACAUGCGCAACUUUUCUCGCUCUACCAAUUAAAAGUUUGAAAGAAAUAGAGAAAAAUGAAACACUUUCAGAAUUCGUUUUCAAAAUCCGUGCGGAGAUUGUAAUGUUCUUUUUGGGAUUUAUAAUCGUACUAACUAUUUGGGAAAACAUGAACAUUAGAGCAACAGUUAUCAAGCGUGUCGAUGAUUUUAUAAUCGUUAUAAUCAUUUUGGAGUUGUUGGCUACCACGGUGCUACCGUUUUCUUUGGCUAUUCAGGGUCAUUUUCCUUAUGAGAAAGUUUCGAUUAUUGUCACAUUCAGUGUUUUGGGUUUUAUUCAACUUUUGAAUGUAAUAAUGAUCCUUUAUGCAAUGGCAACACCGCAUAUCCUUCAUAUUGAACUUCAAUCAUGGUCCAAAGCUGAUUUAGCUCGGUUUCGAAAUGUUUUUAUUGCAAAACCUGUCUUAAGUAUAAUAUUGCUGGCUAUUGGUGGAGUCCUUUGUUUAGUUCAUUACGUAAUAUCUUGGGUGUUUAUCGCAAUCCUCACAAUAAUGCCGACUCUAAUCAAGCUUGUAUUCUAUAUCUUACGGCGACAUGAUUUGUUAACAAAAAGAAAAAUCCAUCCUUUUUAUACAUACUUUUUUAAAGGAAAUAUUUCAAAAGAACGUGUUGAGGUUAUGAGUGACGCUGCUAUCGCAAUUAUUGCGUGCCUACUUAUAUUGGACAUAACUACUGAAGAGUUUCCUAUAAAAAACAACGUUCGUGAGCACGGCCUGAACUACGAGUUAAACCACAUGAAGUCUGAAUUUUUCAAAUUUCUUACCACUUUUGCUAUGGUAUCAACAUUGUGGUACAUCAAUCAUACUGUUUUACAUUUGUUUUCUUUAGUAUCAACUGUUAUGUUAUACCUUCAAAAAACGUUUCUUGCCUUUACGUGUCUCUCUCCGUUAGGUGCAAAUAUGGCUUUGAAGUUUGCAACAAAGGAAAAUGUAAAUUCAAAAGUUGGUAUAAGAUUUGCAUCAUUGAUAAUAUUUUGGUCAAGUAUCGCAAACAUUUUUAUCUUGCUUUACGGUUUAAUGAUGAAAAAAAAAUAUUUGCAUCAAUGGGCAAAACUUAAUUCUUUUAAAGAAAACCAACGUCAACAUGCUUAUAUUUUAUUCAAAACAUUAAAUGUACCAUUUUGGUCUUUGUUAUGUACACUUGGUACUCUAGGUUCUCCUAAAGUAGCUCUUUAUUUUUUGUAUAUUUGUUUUAUCGGCACCCUUGCAUCAUUUUUUAUUGGCAAACUGGUUUUUACAAAUCUUGUCGGAAAACAAACAUUUUCUAAAGACUUUAAACAUACGGGUAAUGUUAAUCACAACGAUAACCUUUAG